Molecule: messenger RNA, 654 nt
Organism: Necator americanus (New World hookworm)
Lineage: Eukaryota; Metazoa; Nematoda; Chromadorea; Rhabditida; Ancylostomatidae
Exons: 1
Coding region: 1-654 (217 amino acids)
Source: RefSeq, a predicted model, not a curated record
AUGUCUGGUCCCAUCACUUUGAGAACUAAGAAAGCACUCCUCACACGAUAUUGUAAUAAUUCGAACGAAAUAAUCGCGCAGUACGAAGGGGACGCGUCGCACGAUGAUAUCUCACCGAACUCUAGAGAAUUUUUGGAACACAUCCACACAGCUAUGCUGGAACUCAAAGCAACAAGUAAACUAGUGGCCGACCAACUUGAUGCCUUCGUUAACGUCAUUGAAGCAAUGGGUGAUGCACUCAGCGAAGACCAUGAAGCGCAAGCGCUUGAAUGUAUAGAAAAGGCUCACCUUGCCAUUGAUCGCGCAGAAAAGCUUGCUAUUAAGUUAGAGGCCAAACGCAUUAGUGUUAGAGAAACGGGUAAUCAGCCCAUCAUCACCCGAAAUAGCGGACAGUUGGACAUAGCAGCACCGAAACUACCCGCUAUUCCAAUACCGACAUUCACCGGAAAGAUAUGGGACUACGCUAACUUUUGGACGCUUUUUAACGCAAACGUCCAUAGCCAACCCUCCCUGACUAACUUACAAAAAUUCAACUUUUUAAUAAAUGCGCUCAAGGGUGAAGCUCGCGAAAUGGUGAGGCGCUAUCCGGUUACUGAAGAAAACUAUGAACCUGCCGUUAACCUACUGCAGAAGAAAUACGGCAACGAUGCAUAA